AUUGACAUUGACAGUAUUUAUAUUCUGCAUCCCACAUUUUGAGGUUAGAUAAUCCACAGAAAAUACAAUAAAUUGGGCAUCAAAAAGUUAAAAUAAACUAACAAAAUGCCGUUCAUGAAAGGGAGAGCGCCGAUUCGUCGCACAUUAAACUAUCUAAACGCCGGAAAACUCGUUUUGAAAGACAAAAUCAAGAUAUUUUCCGUCGCAUACAACAUUGCGGGGCAGAAUAACGCUGGUGCAAAGGAUUUCGUGUUCUGGUACUUACCUCAGAUACAGUACAAGAAUCCUAACGUGCAGGUCGCGACCUUGAAGAAUCUAACGCCUUCACCAUUCAUUAAGUGUUACUUCGAAGAUGGUCGGCAAGUUUUGAUAGAUAUAGAUAAUAAGUCAAAGGAAGAUGUUUUAGAGCAUUUAAUGAAUACUGUGGGGAAGAGUAAGGAGGUGUUGGAAGCGGAGGCGGUGGCUGCGGAGAAGAAGGAUAACCCGGCGAACUUUGGUGUGGGUUGUGAGCGCGCUUGUAUGUGUGAGAACUACGGACAAGUCCCCUGCUCCGGUGUAGUGACAUUGCCUAAAUUUAUGAGAGGGAAAUACAAGAAUCCGGCCAAUUAGUUUAGUAUAGUGAUUGAGAUAUGUUGGAAAUGCUUAUUCAUAUUUUGAAAAAAGAACAUAAUAUGUAAAUAAAUAAAUUGAGUCGCGUAACUUCAAACUCAGGUAUAUCGGGAUCGGAUUUUGCGAUUUUAGUAUUAAGAAAAGGUAAUAUGGUAGAUUUGUUGAGAGGGUAGAAUGGAUUUACCCGAGUUUGAAGUUAAGCAACACAAUUGUAGAUGUCUAAAAAACACAAAAACAAUAUUUUAAAUUCUGUAAAAUGAUUAAAAUUUUAAAACCUUUGCAUUUUAUGAAGAAGCAUUUUCAAUAAGGUAAUGUAAGUAUUUUAGUAAUUCAAUAGAUAAUUUUAUUGUACAUUUAGUGAAAAACUUAAUCUCAA
This is a messenger RNA of Cydia fagiglandana, 985 nucleotides long. RefSeq names its product small ribosomal subunit protein mS25 (gene mRpS25). Gene Ontology annotation, molecular function: structural constituent of ribosome. Gene Ontology annotation, cellular component: mitochondrion. The transcript has a single exon. Bases 106 to 609 code for a protein of 167 amino acids. Lineage: Eukaryota; Metazoa; Arthropoda; Insecta; Lepidoptera; Tortricidae. The record is from RefSeq and is a predicted model, not a curated record.